AUGUCUGUCACGCUCAUGCGAUUCAAGGAUGGUAAGCCUAAGCCUAUCAAGCUAUCUGUCUGGGACGCGUUCAAAGGUGUACCAAUUCCGAAGCCACGACCACACAGGAUUCACGCACUGACCAAGCACGAAGCCGAGGAAGCAAAGCCGCCAGAAGACGUACCUAAAGCUGAAGAGAAGAAGCCUGAUCUUCCCGAGUUCACAAUGGAGGAGGAUGCCAAGAUCAAAGAAAUGAAGGCGGAAAAUGCAACUUGGAACACGAUUGCUGAGGCUAUUGGCAAUGGCAGGACGAAGAAUGAUAUCAAAACGCGCUACAAGCAGCUCGAGUCCGGGGAUGAGCCGAAGCCAGAGGACAAGAAGGACGAUUCGAGGGUCAAGAAAGAUGAUGCCAAGGACAAGCAAGAAGAAGGCAAAAUACUGACCAAGAAGGAGAAGGCAGCGAAGAAUCGUGAACAAGGCCUCAAGAAGAAGCAAGAGGCGGCUAACGUGAAGGAGGCCGCUGACAAGGAGAAAGAAGCAGAGGAAAAGAAGGAGGAAGAAGAGAAGAAAGCUGAUAGCAAGGAAGAGGCCAAACCAGAACCCACGCCAAAACAGACAAAGCCCGCCGACGAAGCAAAAACAGAGGUCGUACCGGUCAACGCCAAACAGAAAUGGAUUGCAGCUGCCUCGAAGCACUUCGAUCGCACUGGUCAUCGCAUCACACCCGAGCAAGCUCGAAAGAUGGCGGAAUCUUCCACAUGA
Messenger RNA from Lithohypha guttulata, 741 nucleotides. RefSeq lists its product as uncharacterized. The transcript is spliced from 3 exons. Bases 1 to 741 code for a protein of 246 amino acids. Lineage: Eukaryota; Fungi; Ascomycota; Eurotiomycetes; Chaetothyriales; Trichomeriaceae. The record is from RefSeq and is a predicted model, not a curated record.